Messenger RNA from Pseudo-nitzschia multistriata, 1938 nucleotides. The record is from the annotation of a GenBank genome assembly. NCBI's taxonomy places the organism in Eukaryota, Bacillariophyta, Bacillariophyceae, Bacillariales, Bacillariaceae.
AUCGUUCCCUGCGGUAAGAGUACUGUAUUCUAUUGCAGUGCCCUGCCCUGCCCUCGGCUGCAAUCUGUAUCUGAACGAGGAGAAAUAUUGAUACUGCAGAGAUAGAAUACCGCGGCGCGGGUCGAUUGAUUGCCUCAGUGGAAAUCAUGUCGGAGGAGGAUCAAAGUUGCCCGAUCUGUCUAGAGCACAUCUUUCUGGAUCCGUCGUCGGAAAACGAUGGCGCUAACGGCAACACCAAGUACAACAUUGGGGCUACAGUUCCAUGUGGGCAUCUCUUCCAUUACGACUGCUUUGACUCGUGGCGGGCUUCGCAGAUGCAUCGUGAAGAGGUGAAAUGCCCGACGUGCAAGUGAGUUUGCAAUGCGUUGUGUUGUGUUGCGUUGCGUCGCCUCUCGUUCGAAGCUUCUUGCUGGUUUUCGGAAUGCAACAAACGAAAUUCAUCGAAUUUUCUGUAGUCUCAUCAUCCGUGGUCGCCGCUUCUCAUUUUUCGUGUUGGUCUUUGCUGGGUUCUAAAUUUUAAGCGUUUAUACCAAGGAUUUCGUCCGUCUUUAUUUGGACAUUGGAUCACUGGGUGGAGCUCAUUGUAACCUUGCAGGAGACGACGAUAUCAGCUUGUCUUCCAUCGAGGACGAGGACAUCGGCGACGACGAUGGCAACUCCGACAACGGUGAUAAUGCAGAAGAAGAAAUGAAAACAAAUGCCUCCAACAGCCUCAAAAGCGACAACGUCGUAGAUCUCACAGCAGAACCACUCCCUCGACGCACACCAAGUGCUAAACAAUCGCAAUGUCCUUCCGGGCCAUGUUGUCCCAGCCUCGACCAGGAAGCAGAAGACAAGAUCUUGAAAUUGUCGCGACUAGCAAAAAAGUUCAAACGGCAGUGCCUCCAAAAAACUGCCAAAUACAAAGAACAGUAUGCCGAAAAACAAAAAGUAGCCGAACGAGUCCGGCGUGUGGAAAGUGAACUGAAGGUCGCCAAAGCACAAAAUGAAACUCUGGAUCAAGAUCGAAGAAGAAACGAACUGCAAGCGAACGACCGGCUGUUGAACCUUCUACGGGUACAAAGAAACUACGACAGCUUGACGAAGCAAUAUAAGGAUCUAGCGGUGGAAAAACACACCGUCGAGAACCAGCUCCACAGUUGCAGGUCACGCUACGAAAAAGAACUAGAGGAAGUUCGUGCCAAGACCAUGUCGGAAGUCAGGCAAAUUCUAGACGAUCACCCGAAAGUAGUAGAAGAAAACCGGAUAUUGAAACAGAGACUCCAAAAAUUGAACCAGAGGCUUCCUAUAAGCGGCAGCAGAAAAUCUAAGUCAAAGGAUAUUACCAAAGCGCUUCGGCAAAUGGAUCAACAAAUCCGCAAUCGCCCGAACGGGCUCUCCUCAUCGUCGUCGGCAUCGUCGAUGGCAAUGACAACUCAGCUAGGAGUGCCAAUUGAUACUAAAACAUUGCGAAGGAAACCAGCACCAACGAUGCGGCUGGGAGACGAUGGAACAGUGGGAAGAAGGAUAGAGAAAAAAAYUGAUCCAGCCGGCAAACCCAAGAAAAUGGAGGUCAAACUAAUCAGGGGGCAAUAUUCGAGUCUAGCAUCCCGAAUCGUGAAAGAGUCAUCGUCGGCAUUGGCGUCCCAAAAACCCAAGAGGCAGCGGCAGAGUGCUGCUGUCAGGGACAUUCUUUCCAGUCCCGCGUCGAAGAGCAUCGAAAGUAAGAAACGAUCAUCGUUGACAUCACUGGGCAUAUCGCAGAACAAACGAAUAAAGCAGUUUGGUGGGUUCAGAAAAGAUUUCUUCGAAAGGAAACGUUGAUCAAUUUCACGACCGUAUGGAAAUACGAGACCAUAUUACCUCUGUAGAGUAGCUAUUCUCUGAGUAUCCAUGACCACUCGCAAAAGCAUAACGAUAGAUUGUGGUAUGAAGAACACAUAAAUUUUUGUCUUAUAU